AUGGGUUGUGGCGGGUCAAAGCCUUCUUAUCCGGCGAAUUACCACGGGACUUAUGCGAGGCCCGCGCAGUAUCAUGUCAACACCUCUUCGGGUGAGUAUCCCCAACGUAUGUGGUGCUUUGAGCAAUUCGCUGACAUGAGCGCUCGCAGCAACUCCCUACUACUCGCCUCCCCUGACGCGAAGAUAUCGAGGAGGUGGACAUCAUGGUGGUGCGGCCGCGAUGGGAUUUUAUGGAGGUGCGGGUGGUUGCGGAGGAGGAGGAGGCGGCGGAGGAGGUGGCUGUGGUGAGUGA
Messenger RNA from Lecanosticta acicola, 292 nucleotides. The record is from the annotation of a GenBank genome assembly. Lineage: Eukaryota; Fungi; Ascomycota; Dothideomycetes; Mycosphaerellales; Mycosphaerellaceae.